UACAUGAGAGAGUGGACAGCUCCGGUGCUGAUCUUAAAGCCGGUCACCGAGGCAGCGUUCGGACCGGUGCGGUCUAAUUGCUUCGUUGCUGCUGAAUUAUUCGGUUUGGCCACAUUUUUCAGCAAGGACACGUUCGUGAGACCAUGAGACACGAAGCACCCAUGCAGAUGGCUUCUGUGCAAGACUCCAGAUAUGGACAGAAAGACACAUCUGAUCAGAACUUUGAUUAUAUGUUCAAACUCCUUAUUAUCGGCAACAGCAGUGUUGGAAAGACGUCCUUUUUGUUUCGAUACGCUGAUGACUCCUUUACAUCUGCUUUCGUGAGCACAGUUGGGAUUGAUUUCAAGGUGAAAACGGUCUUCAAAAAUGAAAAAAGGAUCAAGCUACAAAUAUGGGAUACAGCUGGACAGGAGAGAUAUCGCACAAUUACAACAGCUUAUUACCGCGGUGCAAUGGGUUUCAUUUUAAUGUAUGACAUUAGCAAUGAAGAAUCCUUCAACGCAGUACAAGAUUGGUCAACCCAAAUCAAAACAUACUCAUGGGAUAAUGCCCAAGUAAUACUGGUUGGUAACAAAUGUGACAUGGAGGAUGAAAGAGUGAUCUCCACAGAAAGAGGGAAGCAUCUUGCAGAUCAGCUCGGUUUUGAAUUUUUUGAAACAAGCGCUAAAGACAACAUCAACGUCAAGCAGACUUUUGAGCGACUGGUGGACAUCAUCUGUGACAAAAUGUCGGAGAAUCUGGAAACGGAACCGGUUAUCACCGCCGCGAAACAGAGCACAAGACUGACGGACAAGCCCCCUCCACAGCAGCCUAACUGUGGAUGUUAAUAACUUGAACCAGUCAUCUUCAGUGCGUUCUAUUGCCAACAAGUAUUUCAAAACACUGAUCCAUUGGCUUUUUCAUUUCUCCUGUCUAAUAAAUUUUAAAAGUCAAAAAUAAAAAUCAUUAGAAAAAGUAGCCUUUACUUUGUAUGGUAAGCUGAUGAUGGCCUGGAGGCUGACCCGUCAUAAUAAAUGUUUCCGCUGCUUGCAAGCUAAA
Spea bombifrons (plains spadefoot toad) is the source of this 1038-nucleotide messenger RNA. It is a transcript of the gene RAB3C, whose product is annotated as RAB3C, member RAS oncogene family. Gene Ontology annotation, biological process: protein localization to plasma membrane; protein secretion; regulation of exocytosis. The coding region runs from base 144 to 827 and encodes 227 amino acids. The transcript has 5 exons. The record is from RefSeq and is a predicted model, not a curated record. Gene Ontology annotation, cellular component: plasma membrane; synaptic vesicle; endosome. NCBI's taxonomy places the organism in Eukaryota, Metazoa, Chordata, Amphibia, Anura, Pelobatidae. Gene Ontology annotation, molecular function: GTPase activity; GTP binding.